Messenger RNA from Arachis ipaensis, 1519 nucleotides. Its product is annotated as phytochrome A-associated F-box protein. The record is from RefSeq and is a predicted model, not a curated record. NCBI's taxonomy places the organism in Eukaryota, Viridiplantae, Streptophyta, Magnoliopsida, Fabales, Fabaceae. Gene Ontology annotation, molecular function: protein binding.
AUGAUUGGUUGGCGAAGAGAGAGGUAAAACAGUAGACGUAGAUUAGUGUCCAAAAAAUAGAAAAGAAAUUGGGGGAGAAUUAAGAUAUAUUUAAAAAAUAAAAAAAUGUAGUACUACUUAGUUAAUAAGGCAAAUUUAAGAAGAAACAGAUGAAAUGAGAAUGAUUCUAAUAAUUUAUGUAAUAUAGUAAUGAGAUACGUGAAUGAUUGGUUGGCGAGGAGAGAUGUAAGAGGAAAUGUAGUGUCCAAAAAGGCAAAAAUAGAAAAAGAAAUUGGGGGAGGGGAAUGCAUUAAUAAAGCAUAAAAGUGUAACACCUACACGUACACAUUUGCUACAAAUCCAAUCCCAAUCCCAUUCCUUUGGAUACAGAAAAUGAGUUUGAAGGCGAAAAUGUUCGGAGCCUUGAGCGACGAUAUAAUCCUCAAGAUCUUCCACACUCUGGAAGAUGACCCUCGCCACUGGGCAACACUCGCUUGCGUAUGCACCAGAUUCUGCUCCCUCAUCCACACCUCCUGCUGCAAGUCCCUCUGCCACCGCACUAUCCCCUCCGAUCUCCUCCCCUCUUCAUCCACUUCCACCGCCGCAGAUUGGGCCUUUCUCCACAAGCUCUCCGUCUGCUGCCCCGGUCCCAUCCACGCUGGCCUCCUCCUCGAAACCUCCGACUUCGGCCUCCAACGGGAGCUCGGCCCAGACCUCCCCAUCACCCUCGCCACAGCACCCGCCGCCCCUCCCAUUCCCUCCAACGACGUUGUUUCCUCUGACUCCUACUGGUCCCUCUACGACGACCUUUACUUCGACACCGUUUACAAUCCCUCCGAGACCGAGACCGAAACCGAAACCGAGUCCGCAUCGCAUCCUGUAGAGUCUCAGCAAGCGCCGUUAUCGUCGGUGGUUGAGAAGAAGGAGUGCAACAAGAGGAGGAAAGUGUGCAGAUCAUCGCAUCUGGCUUCAGGGACUCGGAACCUGAGCAGAGAACAGGGGAGCAAGCUUCUUGCGAGACAGUUUCGGCAUGAUUGGCUGUACAUCUGUGAGUGGCCAGGGUGCGUCCACGUGGAAGAGAAGAGGAAUUACAGGUUGUUCAGAGGUGUGUUCAAGAACUUCAAGAGGAGCAGGGUGUGGAGGACCAUCAAUGAUGGAAACAGGAAGAGGAUCGAUCUUGGUUGCGCCUUCUGUAACUGUCAUCAGACUUGGGAUCUGUUGUCUGCGUUUUGUUUGAGGAGGGGCUUUGGCUAUCACGAUGAUGGUCAGCCUGUUGUUCGAGCUUUUGUUUGUGAAAAUGGCCAUGUCUCUGGUGCUUGGACUGAUGUCCCCAUCUACACUUAACUUUACUCAAUUCACUUCUUCAAUGGAUUAGAGUAGCAUUGUUUCCUAAUUCCUAUGCCCUUCAACUUACCCUUCAUUCUUCCUUCUUUUGUUAUUAUAUUGAAUCGAUAUAUUUUAGAGUUGUUCAGAUGCAUGGGACCCACUAGUCUUAUGUCAUAUUUCAGACGGAUUCAUAAUUAUGGUGCUUGUAAAUCUC